UUACAUGCAGGCAAGAAGCAGAGAUCGCGACGUUACGUCGUAGCCAUUUUGUUUCACCGGGAGUAAAGAAACCAACCUGAAAAGCACCGGCGUGAAUAUUUUCCUUUAUUUGGAGCACCUUCAACACGGCGGAUCAGCAUCGUGCACCCAAGUUUAGAUUCGCAUGAUGUCUGGAGACAUGGCCACAGAUCAUGUAAAUGGGAAUGGUACAGAGGAACCCAUGGACACUACAGCGGAGGUGACCCACUCAGAACACUUCCCAGCUUUACUGGAGGCUGGUUUACCUCAGAAUGUGGCUGAGAAGCUAGAUGAACUUUACGUUGCAGGUCUAGUAGCACAUAGUGACCUAGAUGAAAGGGCUAUUGAAGCUUUGAAAGAAUUCAAUGAAGAGGGAGCCCUGCAAGUGCUGGUCCAGUUCAAAGAGAGUGAUCUGUCACACGUGCAAAACAAAAGUGCCUUUCUCUGUGGGGUGAUGAAGACUUACAGGCAGAGGGAGAAACAAGGGACUAAAGUUUCAGAUUCCACUAAAGGACCAGAUGAGGCUAAAAUCAAAGAACUCCUGGACAGAACCAACUACACACUUGAUGUCACAACAGGCCAGCGGAAGUAUGGCGGGCCCCCACCUGAGUCUGUGUACUCCGGUGCCCAACCCAAUGUUGGAACAGAGAUAUUUGUAGGAAAGAUUCCCCGUGACUUGUUUGAAGAUGAGCUGGUUCCUCUCUUUGAGAAGGCUGGGCCUAUCUGGGACCUCAGGCUAAUGAUGGACCCACUGAGUGGCCUGAACAGGGGCUAUGCCUUUGUCACUUUCUGCACUAAAGAAGCAGCCCAGGAGGCAGUGAAGCUGUGCAAUAAUCAUGAGAUUCGCCCUGGCAAGCACAUCGGGGUGUGUAUAUCUGUCGCCAACAACAGGCUAUUCGUUGGCUCCAUUCCCAAGAGUAAAACAAAGGAGCAGAUUGUUGAAGAGUUUGGUAAAGUCACAGAGGGCCUCAGUGAUGUCAUACUGUACCAUCAACCUGAUGACAAAAAGAAGAACCGAGGCUUCUGCUUCUUGGAGUACGAAGACCACAAAACGGCUGCUCAGGCUCGCCGGCGGCUAAUGAGUGGCAAGGUGAAGGUUUGGGGCAAUGUGGUGACAGUAGAGUGGGCAGACCCCAUCGAAGAUCCUGACCCAGAGGUCAUGGCCAAGGUAAAGGUUUUAUUUGUGAGAAAUCUUGCCAAUGGUGUCACGGAGGAGAUCCUGGAGAAGUCCUUUAGUGAGUUUGGAAAACUGGAGCGAGUUAAGAAGCUUAAAGACUACGCCUUCAUUCACUUUGAAGAGAGGGACGGCGCAGUGAAGGCGUUGGAAGAAAUGAAUGGGAAGGAGCUGGAGGGAGAGCCCAUUGAGAUUGUUUUCGCGAAGCCACCAGAUCAGAAGAGGAAGGAGCGCAAAGCACAGAGGCAAGCAGCCAAAUCACAAAUGUACGAUGAUUAUUACUACUACCCUCCCCCUCCCCACAUGCCACCUCCUGUCAGAGGCCGAGGCAGAGGCGGCAACCGGGGUGGCUAUGCUUACCCCCCUGACUACUACGGUUAUGAGGACUACUAUGACUACUAUGGCUAUGACUAUCACAACUACCGUGGCGGCUACGAAGACCCCUACUACGGGUACGACGACUUCCAGGCCCCAAGCCGAGGACGGGGCGGCAGCAGGGGCUCCCGGGGAGGAUCCUCUCCAGCCAGAGGACGGGGCGGCGCCGGGGCACCCAGAGGCAGGGCCAACUUCUCCCAGCGGGGGGGUCCCGGACCAGGCCGCGGUGGGCGGGGAGCAAGAGGAGGCGUGCAGCCGAGAGGGCGAGGAGGGGUACGUGGUGCUCGGGGUGGCCGCGGUGGAAAUGUAGGAGGAAAGCGCAAAGCUGAUGGGUACAACCAGCCAGAUUCCAAGCGUCGCCAGACCAAUAAUCAGAACUGGGGCUCUCAACCCAUUGCUCAGCAACCGCUCCAAGGUGGUGAUCAUUCUGGUAACUAUUCCGGUUACAAAUCCGACAACCAGGAAUUUUAUCAGGAUUCUUUUGGGCAACAGUGGAAGUAAACCAGUAGGGCUUUGAUAACAAAAUACGUGUUUAUUGUUUUUGUUUUUGUCUUUUUAUUUAGAGACUUGAUCUGAUUGGCCCUCAAUCCCAUACGGUUGCCUGCAUUUUUUUCCUCAAAAUUGGUGACAUCUGGCAAGAUAUCUUUCUGUACAUAUUUUAAUAAUCCGCUUGGACUCAAACAGUAGUCACACUCCCACCUGUUUCUGGCGAACUGGUUUUUCUUUUUUUUUUCUCCUUUUGUUUUUUUUUUCCCUCUUUUUUUUAAGAUGGUCGUUUAAAAGAUUUUCCAUAAUAACGUUUGAAAAAAUUUUUAGAUGCAAAUGUGCUCGAGCUGUCUAUUUGGCUAUAGCUUUAUGUAUGUUUUUAGAGAUUCUGGUUUCCAUGUUUUAAGUAGCUAACAGCAACAAAGCAUAUGUCUCCUAAACAUGUAUUUAAAACAAAUGAAAAUACAAUUUGUAUUGUCACAAAGUAAUGCGUGUCUUGUUAUUGAAAAGAAGAAAAAAAAGGACCGUCGUAGUCCUAUUUUUUGGCUUUACAUUUUGGCUUGUAUUCUUUGCUGUUUGUCUGCUUUAAUAAACAUACACGCACACGUGUACAAAACCUCAAA
This is a messenger RNA of Epinephelus lanceolatus (giant grouper), 2676 nucleotides long. RefSeq names its product heterogeneous nuclear ribonucleoprotein Q. The record is from RefSeq and is a predicted model, not a curated record. Lineage: Eukaryota; Metazoa; Chordata; Actinopteri; Perciformes; Serranidae. Gene Ontology annotation, molecular function: RNA binding.